CAAUGACGGUGCGGCCUCAGUUUGUCGACAGGUGUCUCGCGCCGGAGAUAUUCACCCACUCCCGUUUGGUUCUCGUAUCAGAAUCGAUUUGUUUCCUUCUCGAGUGUAUUGCUCGCGAUAAUCACUCGCGAUCGCGAACUUUAGCUUACGAAUUCAUCAUCCCGCGUUCGCGGUGAAAAAUUGCUACAUAGACCCAUCUUCCGCAUUCACGGGAUUUCAUAACGAUAGAAGCACGCGGAGAAAUAGCAAACAAUGGCGCAGUUAAUACAAAUAAUAUACGAUGGCUAUCGAGACUUGAUGGACAACAAGAGCGAUCCGAGAGUCAAUGAUUGGACUAUGAUGAGCAGCCCGUUUCCUACGUUAGCAAUUUGCCUAUUUUACGCCUAUUUCGUUAAGGUCCUGGGACCGAAGCUGAUGGAGAAUCGAAAACCUUUCGACCUCAGAAAAGUGAUGAUCUGGUACAACCUCUUUCAAGUAAUAUUCUCGACGUGGUUAUUCAACGAAAGUUUGGUUGGCUGGGGUGGAAAUUACUCCCUCAGGUGUCAACCGGUUGAUUACUCGGACAAUCCACAAGCAUUGCGAAUGGCGCGGGGUUGUUGGUGGUACUACAUCUCCAAGUUCGUCGAAUUAACGGACACGGUCUUUUUUGUAUUAAGGAAGAAGAAUGACCACAUUAGUACUCUUCACGUUAUUCAUCAUGGUUGUAUGCCUAUGUCUGUUUGGUUUGGAGUUAAAUUCACUCCCGGUGGUCACAGCACCUUCUUCGGUUUCCUGAAUACCUUCGUACACAUCGUAAUGUACUCGUAUUAUCUUCUGGCGGCACUUGGCCCGCAAAUACAACCAUAUUUAUGGUGGAAGAAAUAUCUGACAACCCUGCAAAUGGUCCAGUUCAUUCUCGUGAUGGUCCAUGCAUUCCAGCUACUCUUCAUCGAGUGCGAUUACCCGAGGGCCUUUGUGUGGUGGAUCGGCAUGCAUGCCGUGAUGUUUUACUUCCUUUUCCGCGGCUUCUACCAGGAAGCGUAUAAGAAAAAGGAUUCGAAAAAUGCAUCGAGCAAGCAAAAGGUUCUUAAGUACGAUAAGGAGCAAAAUACGCAGUGUGUUCAAGAUGACAACAAGGAGACCGAAAACGGCGUGAUAUAUGCGAAUCAAUAUAAAAUGGCUACCGGUUACAUUUCGGAUAGUGGUCUUAGGAACCGCGUGUUCAUCGACAAUCGAGGUUUUAAUGAAUGACGACAAGUUGACAUUAAAAGAGACUUUAAUUGCACAUCAAAUGUACAUUCAACUAUGGAUUAUCGUACAUAGAACGCUCCGCCAGUUGCUAUCCUCUGGUACCGUGAUCGAAUAUAAUAUAAAAACAGUUGAGAAAACAGACUAAAAACAUAUUUAUAAAGAAAUGAAAAAGAGAAAAAAGAAGAGCGCGUUGAACGUAAUUUUUGGAAGUCUGAACUUGGUAACAUUCUCUCUGAGUGUUUCGAGGCGGAAUCUUGUAUAAAGAAUUGUUUCGUGUGCUUUUUGUGUUGUAUAUGAAUGUAUAUAAAUGAAUGCGUGUGUUUUUAUGUGUUCGCUAGUGUAUCGCGAGAAGUGGAAACAGAUUGGACAAAUCGCUAACGAAAUUGACAAAAUAAACAAAAUAUUGUUUUCCUCAGUAGGAAGCGAAUCAAAGCGUAUCGAGUCUUCUAUCAAUUUUAUAUAUACUAUUUUAUAUAUUAUAUAUUAUACUUUUACCCCCAAGAGCGUUCUAAAUUUCUUGUCGAUUA
Molecule: messenger RNA, 1757 nt
Organism: Nylanderia fulva
Lineage: Eukaryota; Metazoa; Arthropoda; Insecta; Hymenoptera; Formicidae
Product: very long chain fatty acid elongase 7
Biological process (GO): fatty acid elongation, polyunsaturated fatty acid; fatty acid elongation, saturated fatty acid; fatty acid elongation, monounsaturated fatty acid
Cellular component (GO): endoplasmic reticulum membrane
Molecular function (GO): fatty acid elongase activity
Source: RefSeq, a predicted model, not a curated record